This is a messenger RNA of Rosa chinensis, 810 nucleotides long. Its product is annotated as calcineurin B-like protein 4. Gene Ontology annotation, molecular function: kinase binding; calcium ion binding. Bases 223 to 462 code for a protein of 79 amino acids. The transcript is spliced from 5 exons. NCBI's taxonomy places the organism in Eukaryota, Viridiplantae, Streptophyta, Magnoliopsida, Rosales, Rosaceae. The record is from RefSeq and is a predicted model, not a curated record. Gene Ontology annotation, biological process: calcium-mediated signaling.
UUAACACUUGCACAUGUGACGAGCUAUAAUUGGACUGCUGAACAAACUAAAUGAUCUGACCGCUAUAUUCUCAUGAGAUGCUAUCAACAUUGGCUUUUCUAUAUGAAUUGUACAAGAAACGUAAUCUUCUUCUGUCUAGGCCGUUGACUUGAUCUAUAAAACAGACACCCCCAUAAUUUACCAGAAAUUUGCAUUCAUAGGGUGUUGGAAACUUGGAAUUGAAUGGGUAGCUGCAACUCAAAGAAAGCUGGCCCAAGUGCCAAAGUACCAUCUGGGUUGGAACUUAGUCCGGCUGUUCUUGCUUCUAAAACUCCCUUUUCUGUGAGUGAGGUGGAGUCUUUGUAUGAGCUAUACAAGAAAUUAAGCAGCUCUGUAGUUAAAGAUGGGCUUAUACACAAGGAAGAGCUCCAGCUUGCGCUUAGAGUAGCAGUAAGCAGAACCUCUUUUUCGACAGAUAUUUGAUCUUUUCGAUGUCAAUAAAAAUGAGCAUAUCGAGUGUGAAGAGUUUGUUCAUACAUUGAGUGUUUUCCACCCUAAAACUCCUGAUGAAGUCAAAAUUACAUAUGCUUUUAAAUUAUAUGAUUUGAGGCACACUGGUUACAUCGAGCGUGAGGAGGCAAGUCCACUGUAUUCUUACUUUGGUUGUUCAUUCAGUUACCCUGGUGGACUUCUGGUUUCCUAGCAAAGCCAGCAACUCAUGAUGUUCAUAUUGAUUACUUAUGUGGCUCUGCAUCUAGCAUUUGGUAGAUCUCAUACAAUAAUUGUCCUAGCUCUACCGUAUAUUUUUGUUUCAUUUCUUCUGGAGCAAUC